This is a messenger RNA of Zingiber officinale, 1337 nucleotides long. RefSeq names its product legumin B-like. NCBI's taxonomy places the organism in Eukaryota, Viridiplantae, Streptophyta, Magnoliopsida, Zingiberales, Zingiberaceae. Gene Ontology annotation, molecular function: nutrient reservoir activity. The transcript is spliced from 3 exons. The record is from RefSeq and is a predicted model, not a curated record. The coding region runs from base 84 to 1154 and encodes 356 amino acids.
UCCCGUCUAUAAAUGGACGCCUAAGCCUCCACAUUUCGAUCCAAAUUCUCCGAUCGAUCGCAAAGUUCUCGCUCGGCGGAGAGAUGGAGAUCGACUUGACGCCGAGGCUGUCGAAGAAAUCGUACGGCGGGGAUGGCGGCGCCUACUACGCCUGGUGCAGCGAGGAGCUCCCGAUGCUCCGCGCCGCCAACAUUGGAGCGGGGAAACUCGCGCUGGAGAAGCGAGGGCUGGCGCUUCCGAGCUACUCCGACUCCGCCAAGGUCGCCUACGUCCUCCAAGGUGAUGGAACUCUAGGGAUUGUGCUUCCAGAGGCUACAAAAGAGAAGGUGCUUGCGAUCAAGAAGGGUGAUGCAAUUGCCCUUCCUUUUGGAGUUGUGACCUGGUGGUUCAACCCCAAUGAAACUGACCUUGUGGUACUCUUCCUUGGGGACACUUCAAAGGGCCACACAGCUGGGCAAUUCACCAACUUCCCCAUCACUGGCACUGAUGGCAUCUUCACUGGUUUUAGUACUGAGUUUGUUAGUCGUGCUUGGGACCUAAGUGAAGACGAAGCAAAGAACCUUGUCAGCAGCCAAAUAAACUCUGGCAUCAUCAAGGUUAAAGAUGGUCAAGCCAUGCCUACACCUUCACCCAAGGACAGAGAGGGCAUGGUCCUCAACUGUGAGGAAGCCCCUCUAGAUGUGGACAUCAAGAACGGCGGAUGUGUUGUGGUUUUGAACACUAAGAACCUUCCCCUGGUUGGACAAGUUGGCCUCGGGGCUGAUCUCGUGAGGAUCAAUGGGCAUGCCAUGUGUUCCCCUGGAUUUUCUUGUGAUUCAGCUUACCAGGUGACCUACAUUGUUAGAGGCAGCGGUCGUGUUCAGGUGGUUGGCGUCAAUGGCAAGCGUGUUCUCGAGACACAUGUGAAGGCUGGCUAUCUGUUCAUUGUGCCAAGGUUCUUUGUCGUGUCGAAGAUCGCUGAUGAUGAUGGAAUGGCGUGGUUCUCUAUCAUCUCCACACCUAACCCUGUGUUCACUCAUUUGGCCGGAAAGACCUCGGUGUGGAAGGCAAUGUCCCCGGAGGUGCUUCAGGCUGCGUUCAACACCACCCCUGAGCUAGAGAAGCUGUUCAGAUCUAAAAGGACUUCUGAUGAAAUCUUCUUCCCUCCAAAUUAAGCUAGUCGUUAGUUAGUUAGUUCCUUGCAUCCAAAUAAAGCUCAGCACAACUUAUGUUAAGCAUUGUUAUAGACAUCAUUUGGUGUCCUAAUCUACCAUGAGACAUUAAUGGUCUGUUUCACUCAAUAAAAGGAGCUCAAAUUUGUGCCGAGCUCUAAGAAAAAAACAAACUAGACAAGAACA